CACCGACACCGCGCCCGGGGAGGCCGCUGCUCCGCGCCCGAACUAAAUUAGAGGAAUCUAUUACCAUUUUUGAUGUGAAGACUUCAUCUCUGACAUCUCUAUGGUCAUUUGGCAGCCUCCAAGAAAUAAUACAGCUCAGCAGCGGCAGUAACUGCCUUGGGUAUACACUGACAAUUAUUUGGGAAAAACAAAGAAAACCCCAACAGCCCAAACCCACCAAACCUUUUGAAGACUUUGUGUCCAAUGACGUCAAUGGCCAGUUUGUUCUCCUUUACUAGCCCAGCUGUAAAGCGUCUGUUGGGCUGGAAACAAGGAGACGAAGAGGAAAAAUGGGCAGAAAAAGCUGUUGACGCUUUGGUAAAAAAGCUGAAAAAGAAAAAGGGUGCUAUGGAAGAGCUGGAGAAAGCCCUGAGCAGCCCAGGCCAGCCCAGCAAGUGUGUCACCAUCCCCCGCUCCUUGGACGGGCGGCUCCAGGUGUCCCACAGGAAGGGCCUUCCCCACGUCAUUUACUGCCGCGUCUGGCGCUGGCCUGACCUCCAGAGCCACCACGAGCUGAAGCCCUUGGAUAUUUGUGAAUUUCCUUUUGGAUCGAAACAGAAGGAAGUCUGCAUCAAUCCAUACCACUACAAGAGGGUGGAGAGCCCAGUUCUACCUCCAGUGUUAGUGCCUCGACAUAGUGAAUUCAACCCCCAGCACAGCCUCCUGGUUCAGUUCAGGAACCUCAGCCACAACGAGCCCCACAUGCCACACAACGCCACGUUCCCUGACUCCUUCCAGCAGCCCAACAACACUCCAUUCUCCAUCUCCCCAAACAGCCCCUACCCCCCUUCUCCAGCCAGCAGCACUUACCCCAGCUCCCCAGCCAGCUCGGGGCCAGCCAGUCCCUUCCAGCUCCCUGCUGAUACUCCACCUCCUGCCUAUAUGCCCCCUGAUGAUCAAAUGGGGCAGGAUAAUUCCCAAUCCAUGGACACAAGCAAUACAAUGAUCCCUCAAAUCAUGCCAAAUAUAUCCACCAGAGAUGUCCAGCCCGUUGCCUACGAAGAACCCAAACACUGGUGUUCCAUCGUGUAUUAUGAGUUAAAUAAUCGUGUUGGGGAGGCCUUUCAUGCAUCUUCCACAAGUGUCUUGGUAGAUGGGUUUACAGAUCCCUCCAACAACAAGAACAGGUUCUGCUUAGGGCUGCUCUCGAAUGUAAAUCGCAACUCGACCAUCGAGAACACUCGGCGGCACAUUGGCAAAGGAGUUCAUCUCUACUACGUUGGUGGAGAAGUCUAUGCUGAGUGUUUGAGUGAUAGCAGCAUAUUUGUACAGAGCAGGAACUGCAACUACCACCAUGGCUUUCAUCCAACAACUGUGUGCAAGAUUCCCAGUGGAUGCAGUCUGAAAAUAUUUAACAAUCAGGAGUUUGCUCAGCUUUUAGCUCAGUCUGUCAACCAUGGAUUUGAAGCAGUAUAUGAGCUCACCAAAAUGUGCACCAUUCGAAUGAGUUUUGUAAAGGGCUGGGGAGCCGAGUACCACCGCCAGGACGUCACGAGCACCCCGUGCUGGAUAGAGAUCCACCUCCACGGGCCCCUCCAGUGGCUGGAUAAAGUACUUACCCAAAUGGGUUCUCCUCUGAAUCCCAUCUCAUCUGUCUCAUAGUGCUGACAUUCUAUCUCCAGCCUUAUUUUUAGCGAACUUAUUCUAAUUCUAGAGCAACUUCCAGUGGAUACUGUGAGCUAUAUGGAGAAUGGAUCUUAUGGUUUAAUUGUGUUGGUUUUUUUUUUUUUAAAUCCCUCUGUGACCAAUUCCAUUGUGUAUAGCUAAUCAGUUUUACAUUUCAAAUUGUUCUUGUGAUGCUUAAGUGACAGUUGAGCCCUAAGGGAAAAAAUAGUCUAUUGAGAAAUUCAGAACACUUUUUCCCCUCCUUCCCCUAGAACUUAAACAGACAUAUGUCUUAACUGGAAAAUCUUUUUGUCCUGUAGGGACAAGAAUCAUGGAGACUGACUUCAGAAAAUAAAUACAUAUCAUAGUUUGGGAUUUUUUUUUUAAUGUUUAUGAAACUGUUUGAACAUGUGCAGCUCCAGCUUGCAAGCUGUAUUUUUAGCAUAGUGGUUUAAACAUCUUAAGGUUGACAUCUGUCAUAAGCAAAAUUAGACUUUAUUAUGGCUAAUUUGCCUCAGAUUGAACAAUGUGAUUUUUUUUUUAAGUGUACACAUGAAUAUACUUUUUACAAAUAUUGGAGUGGUGUAAAAACACUUGUAUUUUCUAUUGGAAAAUGCUGUCAUAAACACACUGUAUAUUAAUGCAGAAUAGCAGUUCUUAGCCUUUUCCCACUUUGGUUUUGUAACAUCUCUUUUAACCACCAUUUAAAAUAGUAAUUGAUACAAGGUAAACAUCUUGCACGUUUCUGGAGUAGUAAUUCUUGGUUUGCUUUGAUUUACACUCAUGCAGUUUGGAUUUGGUUGCCAAGGCUGUCUCUUUUUAGGUACCCUUCUCUUUUUUAACAUAAACACUACUAUUUGUAAAUGGCAGUGCUUACUACUUUUUGGAAGGAAUAAGUUUUUUGUUUUCUUUUUGGUGUUCUAGCUGUUUAUUUUACCUGUCUGGAAUUGAUCUGUGUAGGCCUUUUUAAUCUCUCAGUAGACAUUACACAGUAUUAGUGAUUACACUGUAUUUAAUUCACUUUCAGUAUGAGUUUGAGUCUCUUUGAAGACUGUGAGUGGCUUAGCAAAUGAGUUACUGAAUGCAGAAGCUUUUACUUCCAGAUAAUUUAAUGCAGACCUGUUGGUAAUGACCAAAAGUAAUCCCUUCUUUGUAGCCUACAUGAAAGGAUGGUCUCACUCCUGGCCCUCAUGGCAGGGGUUCAAUCAGGAGACUUGUAACUGUAGUUGGCAGCUUUGUGGGACUAAAGCACUGCAUUAAUAUGAUGAAAUUCCUCCCAUGUAAGGAAUCACAGAGUCAUGGAAUGCUCAGGGGUUGGAAUGGCCCUCAAAGAUCAUCUAGUGCCAAGCCCAGGGACAUCUCCCUCUAGAACAGGUCACUCAAGGCCUUACCCAACCUGCCUUGAACAUAGCUGGGGUUGGGGCAGCCACAGCCUCCCUGGACAACCUGUGCCAGUGCCUCACCACCCUCACAGGAAAAAAUUUCUUCCUGAUAUCUGAGCUCAUUCCCUCUUCCAGUUUGUACCCAUUACUGCCUGUCCUGUCACUGCAGUUCCUGACAACGAGUCCCUCUCUGGUUCCCUGGAGGCCCCUUCAGACACUGGGAGGUGCUGUGAGGUCCCCACACAGCCUUCUCCUCUGCAGGCUGAACAGCCCCAGCUUUCUCAGCUGUCUUCACAGGGGAGGUGCUCCAGUCCUCUUGCCAACAUUGUGGCCUCCUCUGCACUUGUCCUUAGGCUGGGGACUCCAGAACUGUACCCAGUGAUCCAGGUGGGGUCUCACAAGAGGAGACCUGAGGGGGAGAAUCCCCUUCUUGCCCUACUGCCCACGAGCCUUUUGAAGCAGCCCAGGAUCCUGUUGGUUUCUGGGCUGUGAACACUCACUGCUGGCUCAUGGGGACUUUGUCAUCAACCAGCAGCCCCAAGUCCUUCUCCCAGGGCUACUCCAACUCCCUUCUGCACUCGAGCUGUAGGUGUGUCUGGGAUUGCCCUGACCCGGGUGUAAGACCUCGGUGAACUUCAGGAAGUUUGCAUCAGUGAGCUUUGGUGGAGAAUUCAAACACUACUAAACACUAAAAGAAAUCAGCUAAAUAACUUAUGCCUGUUUUCCCCCUUUUUAUGAUAAAAAGGAGGCUGAAAUACUCUAAGAGAAUUAGAAGUGAAUUAUAUACAAAAUGUCUUUGCAUGCAGAAAAAACCUCUUGUAUUUUUUAACUUCUCACCUUCCUUUUUCUCUUUCCUGAAUAUCUCUUCAGCAAAGGGUUCAGUGUUUGGAGGAGAGGCUGAAAACUCUAAUAUGCAAAUAAUUAUGGAAAGAUGCGUUGCAGUUAAUUGCUGCAAUCCUGAGACACUGAUUGCUUACACAAGUUCUUGUGUCUUCUAUUGAAUGACAUUUUCUGCUCAGAUGUGGAAAUCAUGCAUCGUAUGGUACCUGCGUAACAAAUGAUCUUAAAGGAUUCAAAUUGUUUACGUGUCCUUAAAAUGUUUCUUCUGAAAUGCCUUAAAGGAAUAAACUGUAACACUUCUGCAGAACCCUGAUGUUCUCCUGUACAGGAAUUUCUGUAUUACUUGGUGUUUUGGGGGGUGUUUUUUGUGUUUUGGGGUUUUUUUAAACAGUUUCUCAAGUGUGUUUAAAAACCAACAAGUGCAUCUUCAGGAGAAGGGGAGGAACAUUAUUUGCUGUUUACCUUUGGGGUCUUCUCUUUCAUUCUUUGGAGCUGCAACCCACAGACAGUUCUUUUGAUUGAAUAAGAUGCCAAGUCAGUUGGCCACAGAAUCCAGCUUGUUUUCUUCUCCUCGGGGCCUGACUUUUGUCAAGUAGCUGAAUAUGUAUAUUUGACACUACAGAGUAUUAUUUUUCUUGACUAGCUUUUGUAAUAAAUGCCAUGGCACGUUGAAUUAAGGAAAGAUUGCAAUUGUAGGUACAAGAUUUUACUUUAUCCAAGAUGUUUUUCACCUGGCUUCAUCUCUGUUCACUUGUGUGCUUUUAUGUGGCCAACUGAGUGACUCAAGAAUGGGUGCUGAGGUGGGUGUUUGUGAGCCAGAGCUGGUGCUUAGUGCUGGUGUUGUGGUUUGAUUGGCUGCCCGUGCACUGAACCAUAAUUUCUGCAAUAAUAUCCAGUUAACCCACUUCUGAUGCUGUCAUUAAGUGCUAAAGUGCUCUGGCAUUUUUUCUGCUUGUGUCCACGUUCUGGAACUGUAAUAUCUGCAAUGCUGGGAUAGCCUUGUGACUGCUGGUUUGGCAGGGCAGGAGCAGGGGCAAACCCAGGAAGAUUUGUCUGCCUUCUACUUCUCUGUUCCUUUUAAGCAGAGCUUUUUGGGUGCUUUCUAGUGAGCAAAUUUUGUGUGCUGCUGGUUCAUGGUGUUCCUAAUCCUGUUUAGUUCAUCUGUGCUGCUGGUACAAAAUGAGAUAUCAGUGCACAGAUGGAUGGGAUGGAGAGUUUUUUGACCCUAACGAUGUGUCAAGUCCAGGGAGAGCAGGGAGUGCUGCUGCUGGGGCAGCAUCCUGUGUAUAAAUCACUUCUGUAUCCAGAUGGAGAGAUGGAGAAAUUAAAUCAGCCAGUAGUGUGGUAGUGGAAGAAGGAGCCUUUCCAGUGUAGCCCAGCUUGGAUUGGGUGUUACCCUUCAGUGAAAACUGGUUUGGCUUUUUUAGUGUAUUUUCUUCUUUUUGGGCAUCUCCUUUGCACCAACCACAGCAUUGACUGGCAGCUUUGGCAACACCAGCAGAGCCUGGAGCAGGCUGACACCCAUCCUUGCUGGGAUUACUCCUGCAGUCCCUGGGAUAAGAGCUUGGAUCUUGCUCCUUGGGCACCUCAGUGCUGGCAGUCAAUCAGUGCCUUGUGUUUUACACCCACAACUACAUCAGGCUGGAAGGGCUGACAUUGGCUUAGAGUAUCUGUAGGACCAAACCACAAUUUUCUAGUGUGCCUGAUGAGAGACAAAUUAGCAGCCCAGUAGGCAAAACAAUGAUUCAACUGGUGUUACAAUUCGGGGUAGAAUUGUUUAAAUUAUUGGAAUUUUUCUAGUUUUUUCUUGAAGCAAAAUGAUGAUUUUUUUUUUCCCCCCACAGUAUUAAAAUGUGAAAGUUGUCAGUUCUUGGGUGUGAGAUUAACUUGGAUCCUUGCACUAUAGCUCUAGAGGACAUUAAAAUAUAUCAGGCUUCCUCCCUAGUCUGAAAUAAUAAUUUUUUCAGGAUAUUGUUUUACUUGCUCAAAUUGCUAAUGAUGGUUUCUAGAAAAACAAACAAACAAAAACCCAAAAACCAAAACAUUUUCUAAAUGUUUUGCUUCAAACAGCAAACGUGACUAACUUUUUUUUCUGUAGUUGUGAAGUUUCUGUUUAGGAAGGUUUCCCCAUUCUGAAUUCAAAUCAAUAGACCAAACCAUCAGAUUUACAACAAUAUGUUGCUUUUUUGUGCUGCUCCAUAAACCUGCUUCUGUGUUCGUUGCAAGCAUAACCUUUAUGCUUUUGUUUACAUUGUAGGAAACACAGUUCUAGCAAUGAGGUUUGUUGUUUUGUUGUUUUGUUUUUUUUUUCAUUUAACUCUAAACAUCUUUUUAUUUUGUUAAUUUUAAAAUGAUUAGGUUUUGCUAUGUUAUGUUUUUAAAGAUAUUUUUUGCAUACUGCUGCUCAUAUUUCAAUAAACGAAACAGAAAACCCACAAA
Molecule: messenger RNA, 6305 nt
Organism: Manacus vitellinus (golden-collared manakin)
Lineage: Eukaryota; Metazoa; Chordata; Aves; Passeriformes; Pipridae
Gene: SMAD5
Product: SMAD family member 5
Exons: 7
Coding region: 244-1641 (465 amino acids)
Biological process (GO): anatomical structure morphogenesis; BMP signaling pathway; regulation of transcription by RNA polymerase II
Cellular component (GO): heteromeric SMAD protein complex
Molecular function (GO): DNA-binding transcription factor activity, RNA polymerase II-specific; RNA polymerase II cis-regulatory region sequence-specific DNA binding; I-SMAD binding
Source: RefSeq, a predicted model, not a curated record